AUGCCGCCCUCCCGCUGGGCCACAUCCGCCGAAGACGACGCCCGCCUAGCCAAAGAAAAGGAAGAGAAACGGCGUCGCAAAGCCGAAAAGGCGCGUAAGCUCGAGCAGCAGCAGAAGGAAGCUGUUGCUGCUGCCGCCGCCGCCGCCCAGAGACAACCCCAAGACGAAGAGCAAUCAGAACAGCGGCCCAGCAAACGAAGACGGCUAUCCCCCGAACUCGACGACGAUGCGCCGCCCAAACUGCUGCGCUUCGACGCCGGAGGCUGGAACAAGUCGCGCAGCGUGGAGAACUACGACAAGCUGAACGACAUUGAGGAAGGCACCUACGGCUGGGUGGCGCGCGCCACAGACCUGACGACGGGGAAAGUAGUCGCGCUGAAGAGGCUGAAGCUCGAGCCCAACGAUCGGAGUGGGCUGCCCGUCACGGGCCUACGCGAGAUUCAGAUCCUCAAAGACUGUCGACAUCGCAACAUUGUGUCCAUGGAGGAGGUCGUCGUCGGCGACGACACCCACCGCCUCGACAACUCCAUCUUCCUCGUCCUCGAGUUUGUCGAGCACGACCUCAAGUCCAUCCUCGAAGACAUGCCCGAACCCUUCCUCUCCUCCGAGAUCAAGCAGCUCCUCCUCCAGCUCACGGCCGGCACCGCCUACCUGCACGCCCACUGGAUCCUCCACCGCGACCUCAAGACGUCCAACCUCCUCCUCAACAACCGCGGCCAGCUCAAGAUUGCCGACUUUGGCAUGGCCCGCUACAUCGGCGACCCGCCCCCGGCCAAGCUGACGAGCCUCGUCGUCACCCUGUGGUACCGCAGCCCCGAGUUGCUCCUGGGCACCAAGACCUACGGCGCCGCCGUGGACAUGUGGAGUGUCGGCUGCAUCUUUGGCGAGCUGCUCACGAGGGAGCCCCUGCUCCAGGGCAAGAACGAGGUCGAUCAAAUGUCAAAGAUCUUUGAGCUGUGCGGCGUGCCGACCGACGAGUCGUGGCCUGGCUUCCGAAGGUUGCCCAACGCCCGCUCACUGCGCCUGCCCAAGAACACCCUCACCACGGGCUCCGUCAUACGGGCGCGCUUCCCCAACAUGACGUCCGCGGGCGCUGGCCUCCUGAACGAGCUGCUGUCGCUGGACCCGGAGCGUCGACCCACGGCCAAGGCGAUGCUCCAGCACGAGUACUUUCGUCAGGACCCCAAGCCGAAACCGGAGACCAUGUUUCCAACCUUCCCGAGCAAGGCUGGCCAGGAGAGGCGGAGGCGUCACGAGCCCCAUGCCCCUGGACGUGGAGAGGCUGCCUCGUUUGGCGAUGCCGACUUCACAGGAAUAUUGCAAGGACGCGACAAGGAGGAACGCGGAGCUGGCUUCUCCUUGCGUAUGGUGUAG
Molecule: messenger RNA, 1374 nt
Organism: Emericellopsis cladophorae
Lineage: Eukaryota; Fungi; Ascomycota; Sordariomycetes; Hypocreales; Bionectriaceae
Product: cyclin-dependent kinase G-1
Exons: 1
Coding region: 1-1374 (457 amino acids)
Biological process (GO): regulation of mitotic cell cycle; protein phosphorylation
Cellular component (GO): nucleus
Molecular function (GO): ATP binding; cyclin-dependent protein serine/threonine kinase activity
Source: RefSeq, a predicted model, not a curated record